Molecule: messenger RNA, 3699 nt
Organism: Camarhynchus parvulus
Lineage: Eukaryota; Metazoa; Chordata; Aves; Passeriformes; Thraupidae
Gene: SERGEF
Product: secretion regulating guanine nucleotide exchange factor
Exons: 11
Coding region: 53-1246 (397 amino acids)
Source: RefSeq, a predicted model, not a curated record
CCUGCCCGGCCCGCGGGCGGCGGGAAGCGCCGGGAGCCGCCGGCCCCAUCCCAUGGAGUCCCGGCUGUUCGCCUGGGGUGCAAACAGCUAUGGACAACUUGGUCUUGGUCAUAAAGAGGAUGUGCUGGUUCCUCAGGCCCUGGAAGAUUUUUCCUGCAAGUGUGAAGACAUUGCAAGCAUUGCUGGAGGAGGGGGACAUUCUGCAGUUGUCACUGGUGCAGGACAACUCUUUGUCUGUGGCCACAACAAAGAUGGGCAGCUGGGACUGAAUCACACAGAGGAUGUGCUGCGUUUUACUUUGUGCACUGCCCUGUCUGGCUUUUGUGUAAAACAAGUUGCAUGUGGCUGGGAUUUUACAAUCAUAUUAGUAGGAUCUGGCCUUGUGCUGUCCUGUGGGUCAAACUCUUUUGGACAGCUGGGACUUCCUCAAAUUUCAGGCCCAUGCUUGAUUCCACAAAAGAUUGAGUCUCUCAAAGAGAAUGUGAUGAAUGUUGCUGCAGGACUGAGACAUGCCCUUGCUGCUACAGACAGCGGUUUGGUGCUGCAGUGGGGCACUGGGAUGGCAUCUCAGGCAAGGCGUGCAAGCCAAGGAAAAGCUCUCCCUGUGUUCCUGACAGCCAAGGAGCCCUGUGAAGUGGCAGGCCUGGCAGAUGUAAAGGUGAAGGCAGUUGCUGCAGGCUCCUGUCAUUCCGUGUCCCUCACAGAUGAAGGACAUCUGUAUGUCUGGGGCAGCAACAAACACGGGCAGCUGGUGAGCAGGAAUAUCUUUCUUGCUGAGCCCAAGAAGAUUGACACUCAGUGUUUCUCACAUGAAAGGAUUGGAGCAGUCUGGAGUGGCUGGACCCACCUGGUGGCACGGACAGAAGCUGGCAAGGUGUUCACCUGGGGCAGAGUGGACUACGGGCAGCUUGGAAGGCACGCGGUGGUUCCCAGUGGGCAGCAGAGCACAGCAUCUGAACAGUGCUUGGAGCUGGGGAACACCCCUGUUUCAGUUCCUUGCCUAAAUGGAGCAUCUCAGAUCGCAUGUGGCUCAGAGCAUAAUCUGGCAAUAGUUGGUGGCCAGUGCUUCUCUUGGGGAUGGAAUGAACAUGGGAUGUGUGGUGAUGGCACAGAAGCAAAUGUUCAUGUCCCAAAGCCAGUCAAAGCUCUUGGCUGUGCAAAACAGAUCUUAAUUGGAUGUGGGGCAGGACACUCCAUGGCCCUCUGUCAAAACUCCUCACUGGACCCAGCACAUCUGGAAUCAUAACAUCAUGGAUGUGGGUGGACACCUUUGGAUUGUGUAGCUCAGAGGCACUACAGGGGAGCUGCCCAUGAUUAACAGUAGUUGGAAACUGCAGAUAUUUUUCCUAAAUCCUAAAGGAACGACUAUGCAUAAAAAGCUGUAAUAUUUUAAAAAUUGUUUCCUGGGCUCUUGCCACAGGAAUUGACUUUCUUACCUACAGAUAGAAUUACAGAUGUUCUGCCUUGAUGCAAUACAACUGAAGACAGAUUUACAUUUUCUUCUUCUUCUGAGAAGUCUUUGAGGAAGAAACUGACUGCUUAAUGGUUUACUGGUGUAUAAAUUCAAUCUGAGAAAGAUGCUUUUUGUUAUUGUAUCUUUACAUCAUGAAAUGUUUCACCUGCCAACUUCUACUGCAGUUGUGACCUCCCAGCAGCUCAAAAAAUUGUGUCACAGAGAAAUGCCAGUGAAAGUGGCUAGAUGCAUACACAGUUUUUAAGCAGAAGAUUAGGAGUAAAAGAAAAGAAGCAAUAUAAUUUAGAAGGCUGGCAAAAGGGGAAAAUGAGGCCCUUUUGAACUAGCUUUGUCUUGAUUAAACUGUGAAAGGAGCAGUAUUUUUCAUUGAUUAUUUUCUCUGCUGGACAUCAGUUUAUUGUAGAUUUACAGGGAUGCAGACCUGCAUAAGUUAUCAUUAACUUGCAAACUAAACCUGAAGUUUCUGAAGCUACUGCUUAGGGAAGGAAAAUUUCUAAGAGCUCUUAGAAACAUUUAAAAGGUUCCUAUCAAAGGGCAUAGGUCAGUUGUGGCUGCUGAGGACAGCUUGAUCCAAUGUAGCUCCUGUGUUUCCAUCUGCCUUGGAAUAGGAAGACAUCAAAAUCUAACCAGAAAGAUUUUACAAGUUCUCCAACCUAAAAGGCAGACCAGAAUGCUCCUGAUAAUUUCAGGUUAGUUCUCACUUCUGUUUUACAGCCCAGCUGAUUUGCUGUUCACAGCACGCCCACAGCACUUGUUCCAGGUGGGGGUUUGACAGAGAACGUAGGCCUAGCACUUGCAGGAGAAAGGAAAAAGUGUAAAAUGAGAUGUGUUUGCCUGUUAGUAGCAACAUUUUGGAAGCUAUUUAUAAAACUGAUUUUUUUCCAUACAAAUACAGUGGAUGCCAUUAAACUGGGUGUUUACCACCCACAAUACUUACAUUUGCUGUGGUAUUUAGCGUAUUUCAAGUUCUAAAUAUAGAGAAUUCUACUGUGUAGUAAAUGCACCUUUUAAUGAGACCUACUGUUGCUAAACAGUGGUUUAAUUUUUAAAGCAGGCUUGCCAAGGAAGAAACCUUACAGAAUUACAAAGUGCUCAGAGAAAGGCUCUUAGGAAAUAGGACAGGAAGACCUUCUAAUGAUGUAUCAGCUUACACAUGAAGGGGAAGGAAUUAAGGUGAUAAUAUGGGCUGCAUGGGUUUUUUCACCCUUGGUUUUACAGCAGUUAUAGUUCUUGGCUUCACUUUCAAGAGUAUUUUAUUUUUCUAUUCAACAGAUGAGAAACUUGAGCAGAGUAUGAAGCUGAUUUUAACUACUACAGAUAUCAAAAGAAUAAUCAAAUUAAUCCUCUGCAAAAUAUGUAGAAUUAAGAUUUCUGUUGUAAAAUGGAUUUUUUUUUAAAUCCAUGUGUUAGUUGUGGAUCUUCAUGGCAAUAUACUGUUCCAGGCUGUGACCUCUUGCACUUUUAAUUAUCUAAGUUGAUAUUUAUUGACUGUUCUCAAUGCCACUGUCUGGAUACCAAAGCUUCUCUAUUAUAUGCACUGAACAGUUUCUCGUGCUUUCUUUGACAGUCUUGUCUGAGGUUUCUAUUUGUGAUUUCUGCAAAAUCUGUCUACCAAAUAAACGUGUUCUCUUGCUUCAGUAAUCAUCUCCUCUAACUAAGUCUUUUCCUUGAUUAAUCACAGCCAAUAUGUGCCUUAUGUGAGGUUUACUGGACUAGACAUGUUGUGACUGUGUGUGCUGUAGCUGCAGUUCAUUGCAGAGGAGUCCAACAAAUUAUGUAACAAAUAAAUGUGAAUUGGGUAUUUGAAAUUAUUUUCAAUUUUUCAUGCCUGUAACAUGGACACACUUUUGGAAUGCAAGGAAUGAUUUGGGGUGAUAUGGUGAAGAAACAAAGGAGUAUGUCAGCUUGUUCCUGGUCCUGAUCUGGUGUUUCAUAUCUGCAUAUGAUCUUCAUCUUUGAAAGGCAAGAACUACGUUUUUCUCUCCUUUGUUGUGCCUAUAUAGCUUGAAGACUUUGGGGAGUAAUGACUUUUCUUGACGUAGUGAGUGCUUUGUCAUCAGUCAGGGCUUCUAGGCGCUGCUGUAGUACAGAGAGUGAAUAGAAUUCAUUGUAGAAGGUACAUGGCUGAAUGUCAAAACCACGUUGCUGCUCAUUCUUUCAGAAGUGAAUGCCCUGUUUUGUAUGUCAGUGGCUUUGUUUGCAGAAUAAAACACUGUACAAAAUCA